Messenger RNA from Trichoplax adhaerens, 1830 nucleotides. RefSeq lists its product as uncharacterized. The coding region runs from base 1 to 1773 and encodes 590 amino acids. Gene Ontology annotation, cellular component: membrane. The transcript has 8 exons. Gene Ontology annotation, biological process: sodium ion transmembrane transport. The record is from RefSeq and is a predicted model, not a curated record. NCBI's taxonomy places the organism in Eukaryota, Metazoa, Placozoa, Uniplacotomia, Trichoplacea, Trichoplacidae.
AUGGGUGAAAAAGCACCUGAAGAUGAUGAACAGCAAGAAACUCGAUUACGUUGGGAUAAUAAAGCUCAAUUUAUAUUGGCGACUAUCGGCUUUGCUGUUGGCCUAGGAAAUGUUUGGAGAUUUCCUUACUUAGUUCAGAAGAACGGUGGAGGUGCUUUCCUUAUCCCGUAUUUCAUAAUGUUAGUCAUCGAAGGAAUACCCAUUUUUCACUUGGAAUUGGCUAUUGGUCAGAGAUUACGUAAUGGCCCUGUUGGGUCCUGGAAUCUUAUUUCUCCGAAAUUAAAAGGUGUUGGAGUAGCUGGCUUAUUAGUAUCCAUCGUUGCCUCCUCCUACUAUAUCAUUAUCAUUGCGUACUGUUUAAUGUACCUCUUCAGUUCUUUUCAAGUGGUCCUUCCUUGGAGUCGUUGUCCAACGUAUACACCGCCCGGUCAACCCGCUAAUGUGACACUUCCUGUAGAAGAAUGCGCCAAUAGUAACCCUGUUGUAUACUUUUUCUUCCGUGAAGUGAACGAUGUCUCUAACAACAUUAAUAUAAGUGGUGGUUUAUACUGGAAAUUAACCUUAUGCUUGCUAGGCGGUUGGAUUAUCAUUUAUUGCAGUAUCCUCAAGGGUAUUAAAUCAUCUGGAAAGGUCAUAUACUUCACUGCAACAUUCCCGUAUUUGGUAUUAUUCAUUUUCAUGAUUCGUGGAUUUACGUUACAUGGAUUUGAAAACGGCUUAUUACAUCUAGUAACACCUCAAUUUGAAAAGCUGAGAGACCCACUGGUCUGGUUAGAUGCUGCAACACAAAUAUUUUAUUCUCUAGGUGUUGGUUUCGGUUCACUAAUAGCUUUUGCUAGUUACAAUCCAAUCAAGAAUAAAUGUGGAAGAGAUGCAGUUUGUGUAUCGUUAGUCAACUGUUGUACUUCGCUUUUUGCUGCUGUUGUUGUAUUUUCCGUGCUGGGUCAUAUGGCUACUACUAAAUAUGAUGCGUGUAUAAGUUCAGUUAAUGCAACGAUGGGCAUGGAAGCUGCUUUAAACAAAUGCAAAAUUGCGGACUAUCUUGACUCGGUCGGUAGUGGCCCUGGCCUCGUAUUUAUUGUUUUUGCUGAUAUUAUUGCUGGCUUCUCUCCUCCACAAUUUUGGUCAAUAAUAUUUUAUUUCAUGUUACUAACUCUUGGCAUUGAUAGCAUUUUUGGCGCAAUGGAAACAAUCCUUACAACACUCACGGAUUCUGCAUACUUUAAAAAGAUCAGGAAAGAAGUUCUUGCAGGUACUGGGAUCUGCUUCUGUCUAUUUUUGUUUGGCUUCAUUUUUACUCAACGCUCUGGUCUCUAUUUCGUUGAAGUCUUUGAUGCAGUAAGCUUGCCGAUUCCGUUACUUGUUAUCGCAUUGGCUGAGGUAUCUGGAAUUCUAUUCGUUUAUGGUCCGAAAAGAUUAUGUAAUGAUAUCGAAUACAUGACUGGAGAUCAACCAAACCUGUACUGGAAAGCUUGCUGGUUUAUAAUAACUCCAUUAUCAAUCGUUGUGAUCAUAAUUGCAACUAUUAUUCAGCUCGCUCAAUCAACGCUGAUGUACAGCCAGUGGUCAAAAGAGACGGCUUCGGGAGCGUCACUUCCGUAUCCUGGAUGGCUAACGGCCUUUAUGUUUUGCGUAAUCUUGUUGCCGAUCCUCGCAAUACCUGGCGCAGCGCUUGUAGAAUUCUUUAAAACGAAAAAUCUAACAUUGCAUGAAUUGGAUGGUUCUUAUCGCAAUGAAAACCCCAAACAACAGAACGGAAUAUCAACAAGUUAAGAAAUAGCUGUUUUAAAACUAAUAAAGGAAGAAAAUUUUCACUCCAGAAUAUCUAAG